This is a messenger RNA of Didymella exigua CBS 183.55, 1554 nucleotides long. Its product is annotated as carbohydrate-binding module family 18 protein. Gene Ontology annotation, molecular function: chitin binding. Bases 1 to 1554 code for a protein of 517 amino acids. Lineage: Eukaryota; Fungi; Ascomycota; Dothideomycetes; Pleosporales; Didymellaceae. The record is from RefSeq and is a predicted model, not a curated record. The transcript has 2 exons.
AUGGUUCCUCUUCUUGGGCUACUAUACCUUUUAGCUACCGUUCUCUCUGCUGUCGUCUCAGCAGAAAACAACAUCAAGUUCAUCAACCACUGCCCCUACGAUGUCUACUCGUGGGCUGUUGGCCCAGCCGGGUCUGGAUGGACUGGGCACGAUCACGAAGCCGUCGCCAUCCCCGCCAACACGGUCACCUACCAGGGCAUGGUCGAUUGCGGAAUCACCGGCGGUGGUAUUUCUGUGAAGCUUCGUGAUCUGCCACGGUAUGAGGUCGCACCUGCUGGCAUCAUUCAAGUCGAGUACAAUCUCGUCCCCAGCAAAAACCACCUUUGGUACGACCUCAGCGCUGUCGACUGCGACCACACUGUUGGUCCUGAGCAUCCUUCUUUCUGCCCUCUCAUCGGCGGCGGUUUGAAGGUGUACAUCGAGCACGCCGAUGAGGGCAAGUGUCCUCCUGCAUGGUGCAGUGCGAAUGGUCAGUGCCACCGCACUUACACGGAGCACGGUUACUGGCACGGCGAGCCCACGUUCAGGUGCGACGCUGGCAAGGACGUCGUCGUCGAGCUCUGCACCAAGCGCGUGGGCCCAAGGACCUUCAACGGCCACGACGAGCCCAGCCACAACGAGCCUCAGCCGGAUAAGAAUCCUGGUAACCCAUCUACCAACGGUAUCUGCGGUGCAAGGACUUCUGGAGGAGAGACGUGUUUCGACUAUGCUCGCGGCAGUUGUUGCUCUCAGUAUGGUUGGUGUGGCUACUCCGACGCCCACUGUGGUACGGGCUGUCAAUCUGGCUUCGGCAACUGCACGAGCGACUCUGCUGCAGAGACGCCUUCAUACCAAUCUCCCCCUCAGCCGUCUUUGUACAGCCUUCCCACCGAGCCGAGCACUCUUCAGCCCGUCUACUCCAAGCCCACGCCUAGCUACCACCCGCCGGUAUCUAGCUACCACCCGGCACCAGUCUACUCCCCUCCAGUAUCCAGCUACUCUCACCCGGCACCAGUCUACUCCCCUCCGGUAUCCAGCUACUCUUACCCGGCACCGGUCUACUACCCUCCGGUAUCCAGCUACUCUCACCCGGCACCAGUCUACUACCCUCGACCGUCCAGCUAUCACCAACCGUCGACCACCCCCACUCCCUCGCACCCGCACAUUGCUUACACCUGGCCCGGCCAUGGCAAAUUUUCAUCCAGCUACGCGAAGCCCAGCACCUUCAAGUCAGUACCCUACAGCAAGCCCACCCCCAGCUACGGCAAGCCCUCGCACAGCCAUUUCGCACCCCCGAGCUCCACGCGCCCGACCAAACCCAGCCGUAGCGCGAUCUACUAUCCCGCGCCACGCAGCAGCAAGACCACGCCGGUGUAUAGCGAGCCGACACCAGUGCACACCAAGCCAGCAAGCCACACCACACCAUCGGACAGCAAACACACAGUGUACAGCACCGCGCCGCCGCACGCCAAUCCUUCCAGCUACGUGCCCCCCGCGCACGCGCCGCAGCGGGAACCGCAGAUCCCCGGCUCGUGGUACGAAGCGGCUCGGCCAUCUCAGGCGCGGCGGCGCUGA